Messenger RNA from Prosopis cineraria, 2461 nucleotides. RefSeq names its product probable protein phosphatase 2C 33. Gene Ontology annotation, molecular function: protein serine/threonine phosphatase activity. The record is from RefSeq and is a predicted model, not a curated record. Gene Ontology annotation, biological process: protein dephosphorylation. NCBI's taxonomy places the organism in Eukaryota, Viridiplantae, Streptophyta, Magnoliopsida, Fabales, Fabaceae. The coding region runs from base 440 to 1813 and encodes 457 amino acids. The transcript is spliced from 7 exons.
UGGUGUUCGUUGAAGACCUACCUGUGACGUUAAAAUAGCUAUUUUUUAAAUUUAUUUUUCUUUUUCCGUUUCCCGGAAGUUAUGGCUAUUUGUGGGAGAAAGGAUCAGGUUCGGGAGGGGUGAAAUAAUACCGGGGAAGUUCUCUUGCGCGAAAAUUUCCAGGAUUUGGUCUGAAGAAGAAAACUUUGCCGUUUCAACCUUGAAAAUUGAUCGAUAGGAAAUUUAGAUUCACUGAUUAAUCCAUCGAUCAUUGAUUUGCUCCUCUGACUUGCUCGUUUCAGCGGCACUGAGCAUUGUUCGUUGCUUUGUGUGUUGUGAUUGCGACGUGAUUUAUAUGUAGAGCUUUGGUUGGAUUGGCGUGGGUAGUUCUGGUUAUUUUUCGGCCCACAAACGUUUUCGGGGAAUCGUGGAAUUGGAGUGAAUUCAAUUUCAUUCGAACAUGACACAGGCUCUAAACACUGCUUUGCUGCUGAAAGAAAAGGAAGAGGAGCCGGUUACCGCAAGCCGGUUAGAGGCUGCCGAUUCAGUUGUGGACGUUAGGGGCUCAGACUGUUUGGUCGGUCUAGAAUGCUUUCUUAACAUUGUCAGGGCACUGGGAAUGGGAUCAUGCCUCUCUGCGCCCCAUCCCCUCCCUUAUUCGCCGGAAUCCACUUCAGACAGUGCGAAGCGAAGGAGGAGAUUAAGGAGAAGCUCUUCGCUUGAUUCUAGAACGGAAUUGGGCCUACAUAAAAUCCCUGGGAGAAUGUUCGUAAAUGGAUCCAGCGAGGUUGCGUCCCUGUUUUGUAAGCAAGGCAAAAAAGGGAUUAACCAGGAUGCCAUGCUUGUUUGGGAGAACUUCUGUUUAAAGGACACCAUUUUUUGUGGAGUUUUCGAUGGUCAUGGUCCUAGUGGUCAUAGGGUAGCAAAGAGAGUCAGGGAUUCUUUCCCUUUAAAGCUUAUUGCCCAAUGGGAAUUGCAUCAUAACAAUAAUGAUGGACUAAGUGAUGUCGGAAAUGCUAUGGAAAACCAUAAGUCAGAGGAGAUUGGAUUUAGGAUGGUUGAUGGGAAACCUAGUCUUACUGAUCAUGAGCACAGCUGUACUAAUACUUUGAAGGCGCUGAAGGAAUCUUUUCUGAAGGCUUGCAAGGUUAUGGACAAGGAACUGAAACUGCAUCCUGGUAUUGAUUGCUUUUGCAGUGGGACAACAGCAGUCACCUUGGUCAAACAGGGGCAAGAUCUUGUCAUUGGAAAUGUCGGGGACUCGAGAGCUAUAUUGGGUACUAGGGAUCAUGAUAAUUCUCUAAUUGCUGUUCAGUUGACCAUUGACCUGAAGCCAAAUCUUCCAAGGGAAGCAGAGAGAAUCAAGCGUUGCAGAGGAAGGGUAUUUGCUCUUCGUAAUGAACCUGAGGUUGCUCGAGUUUGGUUGCCCAAUGCUGACUCUCCUGGCCUUGCGAUGGCACGGGCUUUUGGAGAUUUUAUUCUGAAAGACUUUGGUCUGAUAUCUGUUCCUGAUGUCUCCCAUCACCGCCUUACUGAGAAGGAUGAAUUUGUUGUAUUAGCCACGGAUGGGAUUUGGGAUGUUUUGUCGAACCAAGAAGUUGUAGACAUUGUGGCAUCUGUGUCACGCUCUUCUGCAGCUCGAACACUUGUUGAGACAGCUGUUCGAACAUGGAGGACAAAGUACCCUACUCCCAAAGUUGAUGAUUGUGCUGUAGUGUGUCUCUUUUUUGAUUCAGAUUCAGACUCAAAGUCAGUUUACACCACAGACAAGGAGAUGCCCGAGGCGUCAGUCAACCUUCAAUCUGAGGGACCUGCUCCUGAAAAUGGAGUUUAACUGUUCUGAAUGCUCUAGUGCUUCCCCUGAGAAUUUUCCUAUGCUUGGGAAGAAAGGAUAUGGAGUAGAAGCUGUACAGCAGUAGUAGCAUUAGCUUUUACUUCUUGUCUCUGCCCAAGCCUUGCUUAUUUUGUUGAAAGGUUGGGAAUACCAGGUUUCAACACUGGAAGGGAAAGAAGAAAGUGGUCAUUCUUUUGGUUUAUUUUUUCGGUCCAUUUUACUGCAAAUUCUUUUCAUUAUUCAACCGUCACUUCCUUCAAUGGCAUUUGAUAGGAGGGUGAGGGCUUCUUUUUACUUCUAGUUUUUUCUUUGUCCCCUUGCAUUAUAUUUGGAGGGAAAAGGGUGCACCGGCCUUGUUUUUUUGCCGGAGAUCUUCCUUCAAAGUGUAUAUUUGGUUUAGAUUUGGAGGUUUUGUAAAUCCAAGUCUGUGUAUGGACAUAAUAUGUAGCUUGUUAGUCUUCUUGUUGAGGGUGAUCAUUGGUGCCUUGUCCUUUUUAGUCAAUUUGUCGGUCCUUUUCAACAAUAAGGUCAUGUUGCUGGGAAACUUGUGUUGUUUGGACUGUUGUUCUUCAGUUGUAGAUUUGUGUUUCCGAUUGGUCAACAAAGACAGCAGAUCGGAAAAAGAAUAAUGAAAGGAUCCUUGUUUCC